UUUUCGUCGCAUGACUCGUCGCUACUCGUCGCCAAUGAAGAAAGAUGAAGAAAGACCGGGUGAUGUCAGCAAGAAACUCGAGGUCCCUAUCUCGGGUUCCUCGCUGGAGCAGUGUGACUGCAGUGCCUGUUCUUGACGACGAAGCAGUGACUGACUAUCAAUAGCGAAGAGGAAGAAACACCAAGCUUCACUUCUAACCUGCGAAGUCGGGCAUGAAACGAAGAUAAACGUGAUCAAAAGGACUUCGUCGUCGUCCACUUCCGGUGCUGCACUGGACAUCCUGCCACUGUGUUGCUGCAGCCGAGCUCCGUCCAGUUCAUCCAUUGUGCCCAGAACUAUGACUUCUCUGCCAUCAAGUUCAAAUAAACACCCGGCUGGCCAGGCCCGCCCAGUCGAUAUUCUUCCGCAGGUCGCUGCACGAGAAGCUGCCGCUGCCCAAGCCACAGAUAGAAGAGCGAAGACGUUGGAACGAGAUAAGAGCCGUGCCGAACAAAGAAGAACUCCAAGGCAAACAGACGAGGAAAUAGCUGUGGUGCGGGAGGAAACAAGUAGAAUGCAGAAGUCCACUUCUUACGACCGGCAACCUCAAGGUGUUGACAAUAGAGAUGACCUGGGGUUGCCUGCUACUGCUUCAUCCACUUGGAAUUCAUCAAGCGUGUUGGCGGGCGCAGGGGUGUCUCAUGCGGCGAUGAUUUGUCAGAGCGGGAGCAAGAAUGCGCAGGAGCCUGGCAAAGAACAAAAAGCGAAAGCGUCGGAAAACAAGACUGACCCCAGCAGGACGAAAAGUUUGGGCAGUUUUUGCAUGCAGCGUGAUGCGGCUACACCAGCAAACUCUUGCAGCACCCGCUCCACACAAGGACGACCCGCGCUCGCACUAGUAGAGAAAGCCGAAGAGGAGCAUAGAAAAAACAGCGAAGCGAGACGCACUACACACAGCAGUGAACAAGCGGCAAAAAUUGAAACAGAAAUGGGGGUGGAAACAAGAAACAUAACCGAUGUUGAAGCAGAAAGAAUACCCAACGCCGAGCAGCGCUCCGCUACGUUCAAGUUUCUGACCACGGAUAAAGCGAACAAACACGGGAACAAUGCGGACAAACAGGAGCUGAAACCCUCUACUCUCGUCCGGGGUCCAGCAGCUACACCAGGUACAAAAACAAAAACAACAAUGAUACUCUGUAUCAAGAUGCUCAGGAUUUUUUUCCUCUCCCUCUUCUUCCUAUACCUCUUCGUAAAGUCCUAUGUGCUAUUCCUGCCCACAACAGUCCUGAACGGAGCGGGACAAAAUAAAACUGGGAAUGGCCCAGGAGUUACGUCGUCCGGUAACCUAGCAUUUCCAUCGAUCGCAACAAUCAUACCAUCAAUGCUGCAGUUUUUGGUUCAGAAGCCGAAAGUGUACUAUCGCAAAAGGGAAUUAGGAGAAGAAGGAGUUAAUCCUAGAUACAACGAAGAGCAGGUGAACGGGGACCACGACCACUUGAUCGACGAGAGCAAAACACGGAUACUGAAAGCAGGAGACAGCAAUUCCGCCGCCCAGCAGCACGCGCAAAACGGAGCUGUUAGUAGUGGCGCAACUUCCACCGCGAAUGAGCAAAGCGCCGACAUGUGUCCGUGCCCGGCGGCGACCUACCACUGGCACAUGCUCCGGAAACGGACGGCGCAGAGCUACGAGUGGCACGGCACGGGCAGGGUCCCGCUGUUCUACGCGAAUUUGGAUCGAAGUAAGGGGAGGAAAAUCCGGAUGGACUACGUGCUGGGUGGGGGGACCACCACGGCGUCGCUCAACGGUCAGCAGCAGAAUGGCGGUCUUACUGCGUCCACAUCUGGAACAUCAAGUAGUGUCGCAGGAGGAACAUCACCAGAAGCUGCAACAUCUUCACCAGUAGCGGAACAAAGCACUGCCGCAAACCAGAUUGAGCAGAUUCCCUCCUACGGCGCUGCGCCGGUGAUGCGCGUGCCGGGACUGGAUCAGAGAAAUUUGGAGAACUGGGUGCAACACAAUCUGUUCACCCCCGACGAUAUCCUGUGCAAAAGUAUCGUGCUCGCAGUAAUUGGAAUUGCUAUCAUGCAUUACUUCUAGGUAAAUCAGCAUUACAAAUUCCAUUCUUCUUCUUGAAAAAAUUUGUGAUGCAAUUUAUACUAGUACGAUACUUUUGCAAUGCAUAGACGAGUACCUCAACAAGUACUUCCGGUGCAACAUCCCCCGUCGCCCCGGCGAGUUUGGCGCCACCAUGUCGCACCUGAAGCAAGUCUGGGCGGCGUACGCCUGGUUCGUCGAGCGCUCCUUUCCGGCGAUGAAGGAAAAACUCCGGAAAGAGGUGGCGGACACGCUGGCGGAAAGCAGGCGCGCGGAGCAAGAGUCGGGACUCGCGAACUCCGACCAGCCGACCACACCCCCAUUUGAAGACAAUUCCAAUGUGGAUGACGAGAACCUGAUGAAAACAACCAAAGAGCGCGCGGCAACUCCAGAGCCGCUCGCGACGAAACUCCCAACAGUCGAUUUGGCGCACGAGCGCGGACCGCCAAAAGCGGAGGUCGGCAGUGGCGGGGCCGGCGCAGCAGCAGCAGGAGGUCUUCAACCAUCUUCGCCCACUUUAUCCGGGGAAGGUGUGGCAGGAGACGCUGGUGGUCAAGGUGCAGAAGGGGCCGGCGCGGGUGCUGCAGCUGCUAUGAUGUCCUCCGGUCGUACGACCACGGAGCCAGGCUCCUCAGAUGUGGGCGGCCCCCGACGUCGCUUAGAUGAAAAUAACGAGAAGCGAAAACUUGGGAGAGAUGAGCAACGGAAUUACCACUAUUACAACAAAAAACUCCCAACAACCUGGUGGUUCGACGAUCCCAAGUACCGCAACGCGCUCGGGGAGCUCGUCGACUGGACACUGCGUAUGGACGAUAAGGUGUUCUACGGGCAUCUGUCCCCCGAAGACCGCAAGUUCGCGGCGAUGUUUUUCGAGGACGACACCUCGACCGCGAGCCGGGACAUCGGGUGGGGAGAGAUCACGGUGACGGACUUUGCGGACGCGCUGGAUGUGUACGACGCCAAUUGGGAAACCCUGCGUCUAGGUUCCAACAACUGCGACGUGCCGUGGCACGUGAAUCUCGGCGCAAAAUUGCCCUUCUCCGAGUCGGUUUUCGCCAAGGAUAACAUCGAGUGCUUCGGCGCGACCUCCUACAUGGUCAGCGUCCGCGGGAUGCGCCGGCUGUUGAAGCAGUACCUGGUCUCGCAGCACGGCGUGGCCAUCGUGGGGCGGGAUUUGGAGCGCAAAAUGCGGCUGCUGGCCGAAAGCGAGAACAAGCCGAAGGCGCCCCAGAUCGGAGACAGCAGCGUAACUAUCACGGACGACACCGACGCGCCAUGGGAGGCUUGGUAUAAAGUUUUUUUCUGAGGUGCACAUUGAUUGCAAAAUUUUUCCAUUGUCAAACUCUUACUGCUUGCGCAUUUUUUGCUGCAAAAUUGUCGUCAUUAUCAUGAGUAUAAUAUUCUUCACGACACAGCCCUAGACCUAGCAACGGCUGACUGAAAUAUUAAACAGGGGUGAAGACAUGCUUGUGAUGCAGUACACAGAAGCGGAUUGCACCCGAGACGAAUUUUGGUGCCACGGGAACAUGUAUUGUCUGCAAGAAAAGCACCGGCACUAUUCGACGCCCGUGAAAGAAGUUUGCGCGGAGAAACUGCGGUCGCUCGAGCGGGAAGUCGCCGAUUACAAGGCCAGCUUGAAGAAUUUGACGCGUCUGGGCGUCCUGGACAGUGGCACAAAAAAGUCGCUCGAGAUGAAGAUCACGGUUGCCGACCGCGCGUACCACUGGAACGUGGACCAGUGCGAGCCAACGCGGCGCAAGAAGCAACAGCACUGGUUUUCGUGCGUGGACAAGGUGAUCCGGAAAGACCCGCGGGUCUUGCAGUUGAAGCACGACUACAAGUACAGCGUGCCGAAAUUCAACAUCACCAGCUUCGAGGGGAUUUACCCCGUCGCCGACAUCUUGAUGUUUCAAGAGGCGAUCAACAAGGAGCACGGGUACCGCUUGUUGCACAACUACAUCUUCGAGUCCAUCUUCGAGAUCGAGCCGGUUUUGUCCCACGGACACAUCCCGACCGCGUUGGAUGACCAAUUCGCCAAAGCCGGAACGAUUUCGACGCUGAAGGCGCGGGAGAUGGUCGUGAAUUGGAUGGUGGAUGUCGUAAUGGCGCAGGGAUUCAACGCCGGCACGGCAGCGGGUCUUCCGCAGGACCGAGCAGGUGGAGCGACAGGAAGUGCAACGGGGGCGACGACCGGCACGGCAGCUGGUGGCGCGCAAAAAAGCAGCACAAACCCGUUCGCUUUCAUUUCCAAAACAAAAUCCUCCACAUCAGACGCGAAUCAGCACAGCAAGAACCCGGUAGUUAACAUGACGGAGGUCCACACCACUAUCCAGGAGUGGAAGUGGCUCUUGAAGCGCGGCGCGCAAAAUCUGCACUGGGUCGGGCAAGAGCAAUGCGUGUACUACGUAAACCUUGACCGGUCAAAGCGGCGCCGGCGCCGCAUGCGGUUGCUGUUGGGAGACAAGGGGAAGCGGGUCCGCGCGCUCGACCAUUACGACAGUACACGGUGGGAACUUCUGUCCACUAUUCCUACUCCCGACGAGCUGGCCAACAAGAAACCCACCAGGCACAACCGGAUUGGCGAACACGCGCUGACGUUAAGUCACCUCUUCGCGGUGUGGAUCGGUUUUCUCGACUACGUCGCGCUCUGGCAGCAAACCCCGGGGGGCGGGGGACUCAUGGGCGGGGGAAUGAUGAGUGCGACCAGUGUGAACGAAAUCAAGCCGCGGCACUACGGGAAAAUGGUCAACGUGGUCGCUUCUGCGGACCAGCGAGCAGCGCCGUCGGCCGCCGAGGUGUACCGGAACGACGUGAAUGGAUUUGAGAAAAAGGCCAGUAAACCGGCGAAACAGGGGGUCGUUGGGAAACCGGGCGGGAAGGCACUUCUACGGGGGAAAGAAGGAGGGAAAAAGCGACGCGGUCUGCGGCAGUUGGAAGAAGAGCAAAAUCUUUCAAAACCCCAGCAGGGCGAUGAUAUUUUUGAGUUCGAGAAGAAGUUUGUGCCCAGCAAGCAAGAGCAGCAACAGAGGAAAGCCUGGAUGUCCACACUUGGUGAAAGAAUAUUCAACAAAACAAAUCACAACUCAACCGCAGCUGGUUCAUCUCUUGGUUCCAGAACAGCCGUUGUAGCACGGACACCUCGGAAUGAAGAUCCAUCUUUGAAAGCAGUUACCAGCAGUCAAAAAGCCUCCGGGCAACAUCUCAGGAAAAAGUACAGUCAAGCGGUAACCAGCGGCACGAAGAACGAUAAGGCGGCACACAACAGUACGGUUAACGCAACGACUUCCUCCCUGGUUCCGCAGGCUGUCUACCAGUACGUGAUGAAAAACAAAAAGGAAUUUCCUGAAUUUUUCUCCCUGCUGCAGGACUUGGAACCAGAUUUUCUCCAUUUGCAAGAAGGUCAUGAAGAAAUAGUGUCCUCCUCCUCGUCCCAAAAUGGUGCUAGUACAACUACAGCUUCAAGUGGUAUUAAGUCUGGCUCUACUUCUAACCAAGACUGCGGCCCGUCGGGUUCCGUGGCCGCCAAGAAUCUUCGAAAACUGCAAGGUGCGUUCCUUCCAGGCGGCUCCAGCGGCACGGACACCUCCAACGGUGUGGGGGGCGCAAGUCGGUCCGUCUCUUCCUCCGUUUUUCCGCGGGAAACGUACGAGCAGGCGAUGCGGAUGUUGAAGCUAUCGCAGGAAAAAGGUGUUACAGUUACGCAUUUGUUGGAGUUUCUGCAUCACAAAGUUGCUCGACAUGGGAACGAAAACCUGUGAUGCGCACACUAUAAGGGAAAACACGAAUGAAAUCAUGAGGUUGGCAAGCAUUUCCUGCAUGACAGAGGUUGUUUGUCUUGCUUGUCUCCCAUCAGAGUUUGUAGCUGUGACAUGUUUUUCUCACGAUAGAAGCAGUCCGACGACGAGUUCGUCAAUGAUGCGAUCCGCAAAAAGCUGCACCAGCACGCCAUGACCAUCGUCGAGGACGACAUUUCCACCGGGGCGCACGACAUUGGAUACGGAAAGCUCACGUUGUCCGACCUGCGGGACGCCAUCUAUCGCUACGACGACCAGUGGCAGACCCUCCGCCUCGGGACGAGCAACUGCGACCCGGCCGGCGGCAGCUGGAACGCGAGCUUCGUGCUGUUCGUAGAAGACCGGAACCCGCGGCAGUGCUACGGCGCCGUGGCCUACAUGGUGUCGAUUUUGGGCAUGAAAAAACUCCUGAACACCUUCCUGGUGUCCGUCCACGAACCGCACUCGGCCGAGUAUGGCGUUCUCAAACGUUACAUUCUCAACUGUUACAGGGAUUUGUAAUGCAAGAACAGCAAUAAUGGAUAUGGAAGUGGCAUUAUUGCAGCUUUCGCAUCACAGAUUUUCCACAGAUUUAGAUGCUGUUUAGCCCUUCGAAAAUUUGUCAUGCUACCCACCUUGAUCAAGUGGAGGCUGAUGGCAAUUUUGCAUGACAAAUCCGUGUAACAGUUGAGAAUGUAACAGUUGAGAAUGCCACACCGAGGGACACACACUGCAGUACGGGCACUUCGAGCCGAAAUUUGACCUGACCAGGUUCACCGGAAAGUACCCCGUGGCGGACCUACUCAUGUUUUCCAACGAGAACGCGUGGCGCACGCAAACCGCCUUUCUGUUCGAGUCGGUCGUCGAGCCGGAUCCGGUGCUCAAGCACGGGCACGUCAAAAAAGACCGCGAGGAGGCCUUGAUUCUCGACGGAAUCAUGAACAGCUACCGGGCGAGAGAGCAGGGGAUCGACAUGAGGCUGAACGUUUGGAAAUAGGUGGCUACACUUUGGUUGUCUACAACGGGAAGAAGUCAUUUUUCAGGGUACAAGUAGUUGAAGUUACAGUUAAGCCACUUGGGUAUUUCAAAGCACGUUCUUUUUUUCAAACGAUCACUUUUAUCAAAAAUCUACACUCACUACAGUGCUGUCCUGUCCUCGUAGUUUGCGAUGUGUAAUUUUCUCCAUCACUUUUUAAAACUGAAUCUACGCAUCAGCUGCAUCUGCAUCAAAGGCACAUCGUGGUUGGUUGCAUCAGCGCAAAAUGCAGUUUAAUACUCACUCAAGCAAAAGACUUGUCAUGAACGUGCUGUAUCUAUUUUCCGCCGCCGCAUCGGCAGCAACUUGGAUUUACCUCGCGAAACUGCAUUUCUCUCAAUUUUGCAUUUUAUGAUGAGGUAGCAAAAAAAAAGGCAGCGCUCUUCGACACCAGCUGCGGCUUUUGCAU
Messenger RNA from Amoebophrya sp. A120, 7292 nucleotides. The record is from the annotation of a GenBank genome assembly. Lineage: Eukaryota; Dinophyceae; Syndiniales; Amoebophryaceae.